AUGUCAUCAGGUAAGGUAAACCCCAAAACAUUCAAUGCUGCAAGCGAUUUACUGGACUUGGCAGACGAUAUACACAAUGUUUAUAACACCUACGCAUCAGACUCAAAUCAGAGCCAGGUGACUCUAGACUCGGAAAAGGACCGUGCCGUUUCUCACUAUGCAUUUGACUAUACCAACAAUAUGAAUCUGAAAUUGCCAGAGAUUCAUAUAUCCUCAAGGUUAUCGUCACUCGAAAACCAGGAUUUUGAUGAACAAAUAGCACGCACAGCGCCUGGCACUCCCUUGUCUAUAAGCUCUUUUGAUUUCCGACCCCGCUAUCCACGCGCAAUCACUAACUCGUCGUUGAAUGUGCUAGUGUCUACACCCAGUGAUGAGUCCGGAUUCAAGAGAUUGAUCGAUAACCCAACUAUACUGGAUGCAAAUGGUCAACAACAACAGGAUUGGGAAGCAAGCAAGAGGUCCGAUACUAACGAUGACGGCUUACAAGAAUCAGCAGAGUUCCGUAGCGAAAAACAGAAAUGGGCUAAUAAGGGAGCAGCCGUGAAGGAAUUGCUUACACCGAAUGGAGAGUCUACAGUCAUAAGAAGAAGCGUCAAUGAUUUCCAUUUCGGUAAAGAGUUGGGAGAAGGAUCAUACUCUACAGUGAUCUUGGCAACGGACAAGUUGACAUCGAAACAAUACGCAAUCAAGGUACUAGAUAAAAGACACAUAAUAAAGGAGAAAAAAGUGAAGUACGUCAACAUCGAAAAGCAUGCAUUGAAUAGAUUAAGUAACCGGAUGGGAGUUAUAUCUCUUUACUUUACUUUUCAAGACAAGGACUCACUUUAUUUUGUUUUGGACUAUGCGGCAAAUGGUGAGCUAUUGACAUUGAUCAAAAAAUACAACUCAUUAAAUGAAGAUUGCACAAGACACUUUGGAGCGCAAAUUCUUGACGCAAUCAAGUAUAUGCAUGACAACGGUGUAAUACAUAGGGACAUAAAACCUGAAAAUAUAUUAUUGGAUGACAAAAUGAGAAUACAAAUCACGGAUUUUGGUACAGCAAGGUUAUUAGAGAAGAAGAACGACGAAAGUGAAGAUUACCCUGUUGAUGUGAGGGCCAAAUCGUUUGUGGGGACAGCUGAAUACGUUUCUCCCGAGCUAUUAGAGAGCAAGUAUUGCGGUAAGCCGGGUGAUAUAUGGGCUUUUGGCUGCAUCAUUUACCAAAUGAUUGCCGGUAAACCUCCAUUCCGAGCUAAUAAUGAAUACCUCACUUUUCAAAAAAUCACAAAACUUCAAUAUGCAUUUAGCGCAGGAUUUCCAAGCAUCAUCAGAGAUCUCAUCAAAAAGAUUUUAGUCUUGCAGCCUUCUAAAAGAGCCACCAUUCCUGAAAUUCAAAACCACUAUUUUUUCAAACAAAUAGACUUUGAUAAUUUUGAAGACCUCUGGCUAAAGCCACCUCCUGAGAUAGGUCCUUACAAAAUGAGUGCCAAGUCUAUGAUGAAAAUACCCACAACGGCAAGCACUGGGUUAUCUGUAUCGAUACCAUCCAAGAAACGGGUUCUGAAACCUGCAGCAAUCGAAACUCACCAAAAAACUUUAUCAUCUCAAAUCAAUUCGCAACAAUCAGGGCAGGAAAAGGUUUCAAAAACAACUUUGCCAGCAAGUCUGGAAGCAAAUAAUAACAACAACAACAACAAUAAUAAUAAUAAUAAUAAUAAUAAUAAUAAUAAUAACAAUAAUGCAGCAAAUGCAGCAGCUUUUGCUCUUAGAAAACCACUGACAGGAUCGGACCUCACCUUCUCAGAACCAAGCACACCCAAUACAAGGGAACAACUUUCAGCAGAAAGUCGAAAAAGUACAAAGCACCAGCCUGAUUUCAUCCCAGGAACAAACAUUCUAAGACCUCAAAUUAGUAAAAGACCUUCUGUUCCAACGUAUUCGCGAACAUCCACUAGAGAAGGGCCAAAAUCAUCGCCCAAACCAAAACUGGAGAUAAUGGAGGUAACACCACCAGGCACAUUAGAAGCCGCAUGGGGUUCCUACCUCGAGCACCCAGAUGAAAGAAUCAUUAGAGUGGGCCCGGUAAUAGUACAUAAAGAAUCUACUGCAGCAUUUGACAAAAAACACAAAGGUUUAUUACAUGCCUCGCCUUUGGAUGCUACUACAGCUACUAUGCGGAGCAGGUCUGGAACAAGCUUGCUUUCGCAAAUGGUGAAUGGGGUGCCAGAAGUCAAUUCUGAGAGUGUGGAUGAGAGUAUUGCAAUAAGAGAGCCUCAGGAAAUGGAGUUUUUGAGAAGGAAGAGCUUAAACAAAAGGAAUAAAAAAAGCCUGGAACUGGACCGCUCAUCCUCAAUGGGUACCUCCAACAGAUUAUCGAAGCAUUCUAUUUUUAGAAAGUUGGGCUUGAGUCAAGUUGACAAGAAAGAAGACAAUGAAGAAGAAGUAAACCAGUUCUCGCUCAAUAAAUCUCAAACGAGCACAAUGGUUGUUACAACCCAUGGAAGAGCCUUGGUGUUUGCUAGAAGGAGCUUAGAGUCUAAUUAUAAAUUAAUUUUGGAAGUGAAGCUAAGGUAUCCUUUUAUUCACUUUCAAGAAUUGGUUUCCCCACAAAACAAAUUCUCAAAAUUUUUACCCACGGUUGGUGUUUUUGUUAUUGCAUCAACCAAUCUGUCGUUUGUUUUUGAAGUAGAAAAGUAUGAUGUUGGCCAAUGGACAGAAGCGCUUGCUAAAUCUAAAGCAAAUGAAAUCGAAAGACAAAAACUUGCUCCUACUACUGCUGCUGCUGCUGUUUCUGCCGUGGGUAGUACAUCUACAUCACGUCAUAAAUCAUCAUCUGAAAUGAAAACACCACCUAUCAAGCAAAGUGCGAGAAUAGCACAAGAUAAAUCGCCUCUGAUAUGGACAUCAUCACCCAGUGGCCCAAAAGUACCAAAAACAAAAGAAUCCCCAAUAUCCAAUGCAAAAUCACCAAAUGUUCUAGUGUCGGUGCCGGUGCACGAGACAACAAGACUGAGCAACAUGUUAAAGAGUAAAAUUCAAAGAGCUACUCCUAGAAGAAAACCACCUCCUGUUGUUACACCGAGUGAGCUCAACGUGCAUACAGGUUUGCCCAAGAACUCUUCAGAGACUGGAUACUUGCAUGCGGCUCAAUUGGCUGUGUCUCAAAACUCACACAAUCCAAUUUCGAAUAACAGACAUUCAAGCUUUACAAAAGAGGAUGGUACUAAAGUUGACAUUAGCCGCUACAAAGCUCCAUAUAACACGAGCAAUUCGACGCUGCCUGUAAUCACUGGUACAAACUCAAAACUCUUGGCAAGAAGUCUGAGAAAGUAG
Molecule: messenger RNA, 3312 nt
Organism: Lodderomyces oxycetoniae
Lineage: Eukaryota; Fungi; Ascomycota; Pichiomycetes; Serinales; Debaryomycetaceae
Product: PDPK1 family serine/threonine-protein kinase
Exons: 1
Coding region: 1-3312 (1103 amino acids)
Biological process (GO): peptidyl-serine phosphorylation; intracellular signal transduction
Molecular function (GO): ATP binding; protein serine/threonine kinase activity
Source: RefSeq, a predicted model, not a curated record